AUGUCUACUACUAUCGCCGUCGCUGGUGGAUCGAGUGGUCUGGGUCGUGCAAUCGUCGACGCUUUGAAGGAAGACGGCCGCUAUGAAGUGCUGAUCUUCUCACGAAAGGAGAAUCCCGAAGUCGAAAAGGACAGCGGCGUCCGCGUCCUCGCAGCCGACUAUUCGAGCGUAGACGCACUUGUAACGCUCCUUGAAGCAAACAAUGUAGCAGUGCUGAUCACAACCGCCAAUGUAAUGGUAGAUCCGACGCCGGAGUUCAAUAUGAUCGAAGCGGCUGCACGAUCGCGCGUCACGAAGAGGUUCAUCCCCAACGCUUGGAGCGCGCUAGAGUUCAAAGAUGAGCCCAGGUUCCAGAAUUUUCCCCUUGCUCAGGGCAAGCUCCAGGCUUUUGCGCAGUUGAAGAAAACCGAUCUAGAAUGGACGGCCAUCUACCCAGGUCUAUUCAUGGAAUACGUUACAGAAGGCCUCCCCUCCACCCUCACGAUCAAUACCCUCAUCAUCGACGUCAAGAACAACGCCGCAGGCAUCCCGAACAAUGGCGAGGGCAAAAUCACCCUGACGUACUCUCGCGAUAUCGCGAAGUACAUUCUCAAGCUCCUGACUUUGGAAAAGUGGGAACAGGCGUACUUUGUCGUGGGGGACGUCAAAUCGUGGAACGAGAUCGUUGCUGCCGCUGAAAAGGGCAAGGGCGCCAAGUUCAGCGUGACCUACGACUCCGUUGAGAAGUUGAAGAGAGGUGAAGUGACGGAGUUGCCGGGACAUGCUAGGUCGUAUGAACUGUUCGGUGGGAGGGAGAACGCUUUGCCAGUCGUGCAGGGGCUGUUCGCGCAGUACGGACUGUGGAUGGACGAGGGCAUCUUCACGUAUCAAAGCGGGGCGAUGUUGAACGACUUGUUCCCUGAGAUCAAACCUUUGAGACUCGAGGAGGCAUGGAAGAUCGCUGGCGGAAAGGCUUAG
Molecule: messenger RNA, 957 nt
Organism: Didymosphaeria variabile
Lineage: Eukaryota; Fungi; Ascomycota; Dothideomycetes; Pleosporales; Didymosphaeriaceae
Exons: 3
Coding region: 1-957 (318 amino acids)
Source: RefSeq, a predicted model, not a curated record